Porites lobata is the source of this 5821-nucleotide messenger RNA. NCBI's taxonomy places the organism in Eukaryota, Metazoa, Cnidaria, Anthozoa, Scleractinia, Poritidae. The record is from the annotation of a GenBank genome assembly.
AUGACCUACGCUCUGGAAAGACGGGGUUAUGUGAAAGCAGGGCCUUGGACUCCAGAGUGUACAGUGGAACACCCUGAAGCUGGUGAGAAAUAACAUAUCCAACAUCAUUAAGCACCGGAAUAAAAAAAUUACCAUUGUUGCGGGUCACUGACCAUCAAAGAAAUAAAAAUCGAAAACUCUUUGAAAGAAGUUAAGUUUUUUUAUAAGAUGGUUUGUUCAAUGAUGUGACCUUAUCUUAGAAUAAAGGUCAGAAUUUGAAUUCCAUCUCUGAAUUCCAUCAUACUCCUGUAACAUAAAGAUUAUGGGAUAUCAUCCAAGAGCACAUACACCUAUACUAUGUCAAAAAGUAGUACUCCAGACUCAGUGGCAGAUCAAGGAGGAGGGGGGGGGGGGCUAGAUCUGACCUAACCCUAAGACUGAAUGAGCACCCCCAUCCCCCCACAGACACACACACACACACCUUGGAUAAAAAGUCGAUGUACAUAGGACUGUAUAAGACUCCAAAUAAAGCAUUGUCUUGUCUUGUCUUGUCACACCCACCCACAAACACAAACAACUGCUUACUUUGAGGUCUGUGUUUGUCACUGUCAUCUAGCUUCAAGUUAACCCGUUCAGCACCAAUAACCACAUAAAAAUUCGCCAAACUGACCUCCAUGCCCAGGGUGGGAGUCCCAUAUGAAAGGGGCUGGGAUGCUUGUCAGAAAUUUUGAAUUAGACCCUAAAGGAGCCCAAUAUGGGCAUGGCCCAACCUAUUAUUGACCCCUAACAUAGACCUUUUUUAACUUUAAAUAUAAUUUAUAUAUAAUGUUUUUACAUUAAUUUUCUUCACGUGUAACCCUAAAAGUAUUAUAUUUAUGGCAAAAUGUAAUGGCGCUUUUCCCAGAACACCCUAAGUGAGACCAAAAUCCAAAAUUUACACCCCUAAAUGAGAUGACGAGCAUCCCAACCUUUUUCAUAUGGGAUUCCCCCCGGGCUCCAUGCAUUUCCUAAAAGAACUAGUUAAGAGAAUUUGAUACAAGAUUAAAGCAUUUUUUUCCUUUGGUGAUCAUAUAAUUGCUCCUCACAACCUGUUUUCCUGGAUGAAUUAUUGUUAAGAGAAAAUUGAUGUUGGUCCUUCUGGGAAUUUAAAGUGUUAACCUGGGCAGGAGAGCCAUGACUUAGACAUCAAUUGAUUGGGAAGAAACAAAUUGAUGCUCAAUGCCCCCUUAUACUUUGUUUUUAACUGUAUUUUCUUUAGUUCGACAGCUACAUCGGGAAUUUUUGCGAGCAGGAUCUGAUGUUAUUCAAGCAUUUACAUUUACUAUGGAUGAUGAUCUGGAGGGUGAACAUGCUAAACAUGGGGUUGGUAUUAUUUUAUUACCUUGUUUUAAUAGCUAUUCUGUGUUACUGAGCCCCCCAAAACACACAGAUCAUGAAUACUAAAAAUCCACAUUUGAUCAGAUAGGUUCUUUUGUACAACACUGUUUUAAAAUUUUUCCCAAAGAAAUGCAAAAUUCAUCUUUUUUGUACGAUUUCAAGAAUCAGAAUAAAAAGCAUUUGACCUACUUUUUUAAAAAUUUUGUUUCAGACCACUAAAAUAAACCAGGCAGCAUGUGACCUGGCCAAGGGCGUGGCCCAGGAAGGAGGGGCACUUUUUGCUGGAUCAAUCUGUCAGACUGCUUCACUGUAUUCAAGUGGAGCAGGACAAAAGGUUGUCAAGGAGAAGUUUAGAGAACAGAUUGAAAUUUUCCUUCAAAACGAUGUCGACUUACUCAUUGCUGAGGUAAAUAUUGUGUAAACAGCCAUAACGCUCAGUAUUUCCUUCUGUAACCGCCAUCUUUGAUUUUACAACCCCUUUCCACCAUGCAUGUAUACCAUGUAUUGAAUAAGUGUAAAUUAACACACAGGUAGCCCAAGCUCGAAAUAUGAGCAUCCGCAUUGUUGUCUAACAUUAGAAAUAUAAGGAUUUUUAUGGGAAAAACCUAUCGUUUCUGUAACCUAACUGAAAAUGAAAGGGUUUCAUUAAAAAAAAGAGCUUACCUUACUUAAAAUGUGGUCCAUGGGUCGAUUUAGGGCCGUUUUGAUGGGUUUUAAUUUAACCGGUUUUCUCUCCAUACCCAUAUUUGGGGCGUGGGCCACCUGUGGUUAACAUUCCAAAUUAUCGAAUUUGAGAAAUGAUACAUGUAAUUUCCGGCAAAAUUUUCAUGUUAAAUUAUAAAUAACCAAACACUUCGUACUCCUCUCCACUUAUAAAUGACCUAACACUACGUACUUCCCUCCCCUACAGUAUUUUGAGUUUGUGGAAGAAGCCGAGUGGGUAGUGGAGGUGAUGAGGGCCACAGGGAAACCAACUGCCAUCACAAUGUGUAUUGGACCUCCUGGGGAUACCAACAAUGUACCUCCUGGAGAAUGCGCAGUGAGACUGGCAAGGAAAGGUAAUCUGGGUUGUUCAGUGCACCGUAGUUGCCUUUUUCGGACGUUGUCGUUGCGUCACCGUCGCCGUUGCUUAACUUGCGAACCUAGUCCGACGGUGAGGGCGACGCCAACGAGUACGUCGCGGAUAAAUGCGCAAAUUCACUGGUUUCAUGUGAACGGAAGGCCGAUUCGUGUAAAAUAAACGCGUUUUCAAGGGGCCUUAGUAAGAUAUAACGACAAUUCUGCACGUGCAACACACAUUUUAGCCUCCCCCGCAGACGUUCUUUUGGCUCUUCACGCAAUACUCUCGUACGGGGAGCAGGAACGCGUGACCAGGCCCUAAGAACGCCUGCGUGAGGCUACACACAUUUUGGUAUAUAUUUACGAAAAUGUACGAUUUAAGCUCACGCGAAGUUGACGGGAAAACGUAAACACACAAAGAAGAAUUUUUUUCUCUUUCUAAACGUGGUUUCAGUGCUUAGUAAAAAUUCAAUUCCAGGAGAAUUCGCGAAAAUUUGACAAAUUGAGCGAGUUGGAAUAUUUUAGAAUCACGAUUACGGCAAAAGGCAAACGUCAAUCUGUACCUCGUGACCGCAGUUUUCCUUUACUUGUCGUUUAGUCUUACCCUGGGUGCCAGAGGCUUUCCAUGCGCGGUUUCCGGUUUCGGUCAAGUCUUAAAAAGUGACCCGUGCGUUUUUCCUCGUUGCUUCGCCGCUCGUGUCUUCGGCCUUCGGCCGAACACGUGUCGGCCUGCGGUCGACGAAACAAAGCUCCCCGACGCACGCGAGAAAAAAUCUCUGGUACCCCAAUUAGUCUGUGUGGCAUAGGUCAAGUAGAUGAAGUUUGAAACGGCGCGAAUUCAAUUUUAAAUAACGUUUUCACCGCGCGCGAUCAACGAUCAAUGAUCAGCUGUAAGUUGAAGGGGAGCAGUAGGCGGUGGCCUGUUCCAAGCAUUCAGAUAGUGGAGAGCGGUGCGAAGUAAAGAAAGCGAUGAAAAGUAGAGGGGGACUAGGGAGAGAGGUGCGGGAACGUUCCCUCUCUCACCUCUCCCCCUCCCUCGCUUUUAUUUUUUCGCGUUUCUUUUUACUUGGCACUGCUUCCCACUAUCUGAACGCCUGGAACAGGCUAAGUAGGCGAUGGAGCCCGUCAACACCACUUAGAGGCCAAAAGUCUGUUAUUGGUUCUUUAACUUACAGUUACCCUUCGUGGUUUUUCUCCAGAUACCUUGGUUGACCCCAAACUUGAAUUAUGAUUUUUGCCCUUUCUUUGUUAUUUCAUACAAACAGGAGCUGACUUAAUUGGAAUCAACUGCCGCUUUGCUCCAGACGAGGCCCUACAAACGAUAAGUCUGAUGAAACAUGCGUUGGACAAGGAAGGACUCAAACCUUACCUGAUGAUGCAACCAGUCUGUUAUCAUGCACCGGAUGGUGGAUCCAGGGGAUUCGUCGAUUUACCUGAGAUACCAUUCGGUGAGCUUUAGUUUCUCCCCUUCUAUUUCGUGGUCGCUGGUCUCCUUCACCUGCAAUGGGAAAUCGUCCCCCACUUCGCCCCUCCCCCCCACCCCCCCACCCCCCACUCGUUCCUUUUGUAUAUAGUUUCACAAAGCAUUCCUGAGUACUUAUAUCCAAGAUCCAAGGGAAUACUUCCUAUUCAAGAGAGCAUGUUAUACUCUCCUGUUCCGAGCAUUACAAUUAUACAGAUUCGUGCCGCAAGAUAGGGUAUGGUUUUCUAAAUACCCCUCGUUCCCAGGGGUUUUUCCCUCCUUACGGAAAAAGCCGUGGGAGCGAGGAUGUAAAGUGCCCAGUCCUUGAAUAGGUUCAACCUCGUGCCCAGGGCGCUUUUCCGCCACCUCCAAACCCAGGGAAAAGCGCCCUGGGGACGAAGUUGGAAUAGGGUAUUCCUUUUGGUAUUAUUUUCUUUUGAUAGGGUACUUAAAAAAAAAAAACAGAAGCUAGGCCCUGCUUAACUAAGGCUAUGUUCACGCCAUGUCGGAAAGCUUUUCGUGCCGACACGAAAAGUUCACAGAAUUUUGCGUUAGGGCUUUUCGCCUUUAAUCAGGGCCUGACUCCACAGUUUGUGUUGUCAUAUUGUCAUAUUCUUUCGAACAAGCGUUUGUCUGUUUCUUUUCAGCGCUGGAGCCACGAAAACUAACUCGCUGGGAUGUGCAUAAGUACGCUCGACAGGCCUAUGAUUUAGGAGUCAGGUAUAUUGGCGGAUGUUGUGGAUUUGAACCAUACCACAUCCGGGCUAUCGCAGAAGAGGUUGGUGCCGAAUAACUACGUGUUGUAGAGUUUUUUAGGAGGUUGAUUUUUAGACUGACUUCAAGUCGCGUGCCUUGCUCCUUAAAUACCCUUGAAAUGAUCAGUACUUCUUGCAGAAAUUCUUGUAAUUAAUAACUCAGCAUCCCAUAAUCAGACCACAUAGAAAGUGCCAGUUGCAACCAACCUCCCUCCCAGGGUCCUCUCGUAUUCAUUCCCCGGAGCAAGAGAGAGAGAGGGCCCUGGAGUCGAGGUUGAAUUGCGCACCUUUGCUUUGGAACUGCAUAAGUGAUUAAAAAUAAGUUUGAGGGUGACCGGUGAGGUUUGUUACCCUAAAUGUUGUCCCAAGAGUCGUGUGUCUUGGUUCUUUUUCAGCUGGCUCCUGAACGAGGCAGGUUACCUGCCGCUAGUGACAAGCACAGUCCCUGGGGAGAAGCACUUAAACAUCACGCGGUCGCUGAAAUCCGAGAAAGGUAAAUCUGAGAGGGGACCGGGGAAAGUUGAAGGCCGCCAUUUACUGUUUUGCGGCUCAAACGUCUGAGCCGUUUUUCGUUUUAUUCACUGAGAUUUCUUCAGCACCACUGAGUAAGGAUGUAUGGAAUAGUUGUUUAAUGAAAGAAAAUUCUUCAUUUUACUCAAAUAAUAACCUUCCUUUUUCUUGCGCAGCAGGCAUGGACAAUUCUGCAGUUCCAGUCAGUUUUAAGACACUUUGCGGAAGAUAGCGCUGGUUUAGAAAAACCUCUAAAAAUUGCAAUUAAUUUUGAAACACCGUUUUAGUUUAUCGCCAAUAAGGUGUUCAUUUAUUAAAUGGUUUAAAACAGUAGAAAUUACAACUUCGGCUUUGAAGAACUUUUAACUGUGGUCAACCAUUUGCCAUUUUGACCUUGCCUAGGCCUUAUUAUUGCGCGGAGACGAUGCGUUUCGGGUCACGUGGUCCGAGCGAGUCGUUCGCCUCGGGCCUCGGAUACGUCGCCACCGAAAUGUAUUGACCGAGAAAGCCUGGGAAGACGCCGUACAGGGACUAGGCAACAUUUGGACCCAUCACUCUGACGCAUUAUUGUGAUUGAUUUUAUUUCAGAGCUAAUAGAGCCUACUGGGAGAAUCUAAAACCAGCCAGCGGUCGUCCUUGUUGCUCGUCUUUUAGUGGUCCUGGAGGACAUAGAAAAUAG